AUGGUUCACGUGCAUGAUCGAGAGUGCGCGGAAGCGUACGUUCAAUUGUUCGAUGCUAUGGCAUUUCCCAAGAAGCUUGUGGAAAACUGGCGCGUGGUCGUGGCAACCUUGAAGGGGUUCAAUAUGCACGAACUGCUGCAUCGAGACCCGGAAGAUCCACCGGACUACACCCUGACUGUACGGAAGGAGGACUAUCGCAACAUCUGUCGGGAUAUCAAGAGAUACCGGAAGAAAGUAAAGAGCGGGAAGCUGCAUGGUAACGCGAGGAAAGUUGAAGCCGGUGCAUUAUUCGCACGAUAUGCGAGAUCGAUGAAUGACCUAGAAAGCUGGACAGGGUACCAUUUUCCGUGUGGGUCAGAGAACACGAAUCAGUCGAAGGCGAAGAAGUGA
Messenger RNA from Penicillium verhagenii, 390 nucleotides. RefSeq lists its product as uncharacterized. The coding region runs from base 1 to 390 and encodes 129 amino acids. The transcript has 3 exons. Lineage: Eukaryota; Fungi; Ascomycota; Eurotiomycetes; Eurotiales; Aspergillaceae. The record is from RefSeq and is a predicted model, not a curated record.